Aspergillus wentii DTO 134E9 is the source of this 991-nucleotide messenger RNA. Its product is annotated as calmodulin. The transcript is spliced from 6 exons. The coding region runs from base 158 to 607 and encodes 149 amino acids. Gene Ontology annotation, molecular function: enzyme regulator activity; calcium ion binding. Gene Ontology annotation, biological process: spindle pole body organization. Gene Ontology annotation, cellular component: central plaque of spindle pole body. The record is from RefSeq and is a predicted model, not a curated record. Lineage: Eukaryota; Fungi; Ascomycota; Eurotiomycetes; Eurotiales; Aspergillaceae.
AGAGUAAGUUGGGUCGGGUUCCCCUUAAACAACACUCUUCCUCUUCUUCCCUCCCCCACUACUUCACCAACCAACAUCCUGCCAACCGUCUUGCUUUCCGCAUCUCUUCCAAUCCAUCUUAUCCUUUCAUUCUCAUUUCUCUCCAUCUACAUUCACCAUGGCCGACGCUUUGACUGAAGAGCAGGUUUCCGAGUACAAGGAGGCGUUCUCCCUGUUCGACAAGGAUGGUGAUGGACAAAUCACCACCAAGGAGUUGGGCACCGUCAUGCGCUCGCUCGGCCAGAACCCCUCCGAGUCUGAGCUGCAGGACAUGAUCAACGAGGUCGAUGCCGACAACAAUGGCACCAUUGAUUUCCCUGAAUUCUUGACCAUGAUGGCUCGUAAGAUGAAGGACACCGAUUCCGAGGAGGAGAUCCGGGAGGCAUUCAAGGUCUUCGACCGCGAUAACAACGGUUUCAUUUCGGCCGCCGAGCUGCGCCACGUCAUGACAUCCAUUGGUGAGAAGCUCACCGAUGAUGAGGUUGACGAGAUGAUCCGUGAGGCGGACCAGGACGGUGAUGGACGAAUUGACUACAACGAGUUCGUCCAGCUCAUGAUGCAAAAAUAAACACCCCAAUUCAAUUUCGUUUUGAAUUUCUCCACUGUUAUCGAAAAAAAGAUGGGGGCCAAAGAGAACUCCACCAUGUCCCGUCUCCAAUUUCAUGCCAUUUUACCUGUAGUCUAUUAUUCGUCUAGGCUGCAGAUGGGAAUGGUCGUAACGACCUUGCGUGCUAUUUAAAUGCGAAAUAUUCUUGUGAGAAAGAGUCAAUUUGGUUGGUCUAGACUGAGCCGUGCAUCCUGCGAAGACAUUGUGUGAAAGCAUAGCAGUAAUACAGUGUGUCUUGGGUUUGCGCGAGCUCUUUUAUUUCUUCCCGGAGUGGCUCCUGGCUCGCUGCCUUUGUGUGUCCUCUAUUGUCUAUAUUUACCCCCUCGAUCUGUGCUUUUAGCCCUG